UUUUUUGAGGUUAUCUGUCGAAUUUGGCAGGUCGAUUAGCAGAUCAGAAAAAAUGAAAGGUGAAUCGGACGAUGGGCUGGGCGACGAGUUCGCAGAGGAUCAGAGCAAGUUUAUACCGCGCGAGGUGGUGAUCGAGGAGCUGCCCGACAGCGAGGACUCAGAAGGCUCCAGGUCGUCGUCGGACGACGAGGGGCGGAGCGAGCGGCCGCGAUCCGAAAUCCCGCCCGAGUACUGGCAUAUUCAGAAGCUGGUCAAGUACCUGAAGACGGGCAACCAGACGGCCACCAUUGUGGCGCUUUGCUGUCUGAAGGACCACGAUUUGACCACCGAGAUCAACCAGCUGGCCAUUCAGGAAAUCGGCGGCUUGGAGCUGCUGAUCAACCUGCUGGAGACCAAGGAUCUGAAAUGCAAGCUGGGCGCUCUGAGCGUGCUCACCGAACUGUCUCAGAACGGGGACAUCCGCAAAUACAUCGCCAACUUGGGCGGCAUGGCGCUUUUGGUGCGCAACCUCACAGAACCGGCGCGCGACCUGCAGAUUCUGGUCGCCGAAACCAUCUACAAUGUGGCGCAAGUGAAGAAGGCGCGCAAACACAUCCGCCAGUGCCGGGGCAUCUCCAAGCUGGUGGACUUCCUGGACUGCAGCGAGCUCCAUCUGGCCACGCCCAAAGACAAACUGGACGAGGACGCCACCGCGUCCGUUGCGAUGGUGAGCGCAGCGGCGCGCGCCCUCUGGUCAGUGUCGCGCAGCCGCAAAAACAUCCAGGUCAUGAUGAAGAGUGGGGCGGUGCCGCUGCUGGCGCGCCUGCUCCGAUCCGUCCACAUGGACGUGGUCAUCCCCACCAUUGGCACGAUAUCGCAGUGCGCCACCGAUCCCUGCUACCAGCUGGCCAUCCAGACCGAGGGCAUGGUGAGCGACAUUGUGCGCCAUCUUUCCGCCGACGAGUCGCCGGCGCUGCGCCGCUUCUGCGCCGAAACGAUCUACAAGUGCUGCGCGAAGGCGGCCACCCGCGAUAUGGUGCGCCAGUCGGGCGGGCUCGAUCCGCUGGUCAACAUGGCCAAGAAUCCGGCCACCAAGCUGGACAAGGCGCUGCUGGCCGCCGUCACUGGCGCCAUCUGGAAGACGGCUGUCAGCCCUGAGAACGUCGAGCGGUUCGAUCAGCUCAAAACCGUUGAGGUGCUGGUCAAGCUGCUGGAGAACGUGGAGGAGGACGAGCGGGUGCUGAGCAACGUGGUGGGGGCGCUGGGCGAGUGUCUAAAGUUCGAACAUAACCGCAACAGUUUGCGGCGCGCCAAUGGGAUCCCCCACCUGGUCAAUUUGCUCAACUACACCUACCCGCCGCUGCUCGAGAAUGUGCCGAUGGUGUUGCGCGAGUGCGCCGAAGACGACGAGUCGAUGAGAGAGAUCGAGCGAUUGGACGGCGUCCGUCUGAUCUGGUCGCUGCUGAAAAACGACUCGCCGCAGGUGCAGGCGAACGCCGCCUGGUCAUUGGUGCCCUGCAUCCGACACGCCACUGACUCAGGGGAAAUGGUGCGCUGUUUCGUAGGCGGCCUUGAGCUGAUUGUCAAUUUGCUCAAGUCGCCCGACAGUCACGUGCUGGCCUGCGUGUGUGCUGCCAUCUCGGAGGUGGCCAAGGACAUUGAGAACUUGGCUGUCAUCACCGAUCACGGCGUCGUCCCGAUGUUGGUCAACCUGGUGGAGACCGAUGACGUCGAGCUGCGCCAACACUUGGCCUCGGCCAUCGCCUACUGCUGCGCGUGGGGCUCCAACUGCAAGGAAUUUGGCAGAUUGGGCGCCAUCACGCCAUUGGUUCAGUACAUGGCGGACGGGGAACCGGCCGUGCAUCGAACCACCGCCCUCGCCCUCUUCCACCUGUCGAAGAACCCGUUCAACUGCAUCACAAUGCACGAGAGUGGCGUGGUUCCGUUUCUGCUCAAGGCGGUCUCUGCCACCGACUGGAAGCUGCAGGAGGCGGCCGCCGGCUGUUUGGCCAACAUCCGCAAGCUGGCGCUCGAGGCGGAGACGGUGCAUUUGGUGCGGAACCCGCCCGACACGGACGACGACGCCGACUGAUUGUGUGAACUGCCAUGACGUCACGGUCACUACUGGCUGAAUUAAAGGUGGUUGUGGUCGA
Molecule: messenger RNA, 2132 nt
Organism: Dendroctonus ponderosae (mountain pine beetle)
Lineage: Eukaryota; Metazoa; Arthropoda; Insecta; Coleoptera; Curculionidae
Gene: gudu
Product: armadillo repeat-containing protein gudu
Exons: 8
Coding region: 53-2071 (672 amino acids)
Molecular function (GO): protein binding
Source: RefSeq, a predicted model, not a curated record